AUGGAGACGGUCUGCCCAGAAUCUCAAGGCUUGGAAUUUUAUGACUACGACGACAACGAUGACAAAUUCAGCUACUUCUACCACUCCGCACGUCGUCCAUCCCAGUGGAACAACUUGGGUGGUAGUCAGGGGGAGAACCUGGGAGAACCCAUCCCAUUUUCCCUAAAUACCAAGCACUCUGAAUUCAGCUACUUCUACCACUCCCCACGUCGUACCAAGCACUCUUACAUGGUGGAAGACAAAGGAGAGAAAAAUGGAAUACAUGCCAAGAUGUUGGCCAAGCAGGCACUGGAGCUUGAGGAGGAAGCUCAGGAGUUUCAGGAGCCAUUUUACAAAGGUAUGGAAAUGUCUGGCAGCCUGUCUGAAGACAAGGGCUGCAACUGGUCCUAUUACCCUCCUCCACGUCAAAGAUCUCAUCUUCUCCAAACCGCCCGUAUGGCACCGUGUGGCUCCCAUGACCCUUUCCAGGGUAGCACUGAGAAGUGCGUGGGGUUGGAUGCCUUUGCCUCACGGGCCCAUGCCAGUGAGCCCUAUCUGGGGUAUCCAAAGCGUACCAUGGGAGGAGAGCCCCAAAUGCUGCACGAGGAGGCCAUCGAGGAUGGGGAAUCCCUGCACCUGACCUACGACAUGCUCAGGGAAGAGAAUGUCAUGCUCAGGAAGAUGGUCAGGAGCAUGGAGAGCUCCUUGGAGAACCAAGCAUGCACAGUCAAGAGGCUGGAGGGGCAGCUGAAGGUCAGCCUGGCCAAAGAGGAGAGGGAAGCCCAAGAGCUACAGUCCUUUGUCCAGUGCACCAAGUGGAAUCUCCAACUAAUGACCCAGCGGGCUCUGGAGGCUGAAAGCAACGUGGAGAAACUGAAGCAGGAGAUCUUUAUUCUCCAAGGAGAGCUGGAGAGGUCUCAGAUGGAGAACAAAAAGCUGAAAGCGGGCCAAAUGACCGACCUGGGAGCAAUGAAGAACAACGUAGACUUCGCCUUGCAGAACCUCGAGAAAAUAAUAAUGGUUGCAAAGUGGUCCAGCAGACAGCUCACCUCUGGAGCGGAUCACCUGUGUUUUGUUGCUGAGGUCCUUAAAUCUACUGACAAAAUUUCUGAAGCUGAAGCAGGAAAAGCGUUUUGA
Molecule: messenger RNA, 1116 nt
Organism: Cariama cristata (Red-legged seriema)
Lineage: Eukaryota; Metazoa; Chordata; Aves; Cariamiformes; Cariamidae
Product: serologically defined colon cancer antigen 3 homolog
Exons: 1
Coding region: 1-1116 (371 amino acids)
Biological process (GO): regulation of cytokinesis; positive regulation of protein localization to cilium; positive regulation of cilium assembly
Cellular component (GO): recycling endosome; ciliary basal body; early endosome
Source: RefSeq, a predicted model, not a curated record